GAGCCGGUGGAGGGGCGGCGAAAGGGCAAGAGGGCAGAGGACGGACGGUAGCCCGAGAGAGGCUCGGAGGCCUCGGCUGGCUCUCCGCACUAACGCUCUUGUGUUGGUUCCACAACCCCUGGCUGCGCGAGGCUAGGGUUUAUUAGAGUCAGUUGUGGUGUUCAGAGGGGCAGCAAUCAGUUCUCCGAAUCCAGAGAUUGAGUACUUGUCGUCAGUAUCGGUACUCAGGGCUUGGUUUAGGUAGCAGUCGCCAUCAUGCUCAAAGCUGUGAUUCUGAUUGGAGGCCCUCAAAAGGGGACUCGCUUCAGGCCUUUGUCAUUUGAGGUGCCCAAACCACUGUUUCCUGUGGCGGGGGUCCCUAUGAUCCAGCACCACAUUGAGGCUUGUGCCCAGGUCCCUGAGAUGCAGGAGAUUCUGCUUAUUGGCUUCUACCAACCUGAUGAGCCCCUUACCCGGUUCCUAGAAGCUGCCCAGCAGGAGUUUAAUCUUCCGAUCAGGUACCUGCAAGAAUUUGCCCCCCUGGGCACAGGGGGUGGUCUCUACCAUUUCCGGGACCAAAUUCUGGCUGGAGGCCCCGAAGCCUUUUUCGUGCUCAACGCUGACGUCUGCUCCGACUUCCCCUUGAGCACUAUGUUGGAUGUCCACAGACACCAGCCUCACCCGUUCUUGCUCCUUGGCACCACGGCUAACAGGACACAAUCCCUCAACUACGGCUGCAUCGUAGAGAAUCCACAGACGCAUGAGGUCCUGCACUACGUGGAGAAACCCAGCACUUUUGUCAGUGACAUCAUCAACUGUGGCAUCUAUCUCUUUUCCCCGGAAGCCCUGAAGCCCCUUCGGGAUGUCUUCCAGCGUAAUCAGCAGGAUGGGCAACUGGAGGACUCGUCAGGCUUGUGGCCUGGGGCAGGUACCAUCCGCCUGGAGCAGGAUGUGUUCUCCGCCCUGGCCGGGCAGGGCCAGAUCUAUGUGCACCUCACUGAUGGUAUCUGGAGUCAGAUCAAGUCUGCAGGCUCAGCCCUCUAUGCCUCCCGCCUCUAUCUGAGCCAGUACCAGCUCACUCACCCAGAACGCCUGGCCAAGCACACCCCAGGGGGUCCACGGAUUCGAGAUCCAGAGGUGAAGUCUCAAUCCCUGCCCUCCCUGAACCAGAUGUGGUUUGGGGUAUUUGCCCCCAGGUCCUCUCUUCUGCUUCUAGGAAACGUUUACAUCCACCCAACAGCCAAGGUGGCCCCAUCUGCUGUGCUGGGCCCCAACGUCUCCAUCGGGGAGGGGGUGACCGUAGGCGAGGGUGUGCGGCUCCGAGAGAGCAUCGUCCUCCAUGGAGCCACACUGCAGGAGCACACGUGUGUUCUGCACAGCAUCGUGGGCUGGGGGAGCACCGUGGGGCGCUGGGCCCGCGUGGAGGGUACCCCCAAUGACCCCAAUCCCAACGACCCCCGAGCCCACAUGGACAGCGAGAGCCUAUUCAAGGAUGGGAAGCUGCUCCCUGCCAUCACCAUCCUAGGCUGUCGUGUCCGGAUCCCUGCCGAGGUGCUCAUACUGAACUCGAUUGUUCUGCCACACAAGGAGCUGAGCCGCAGCUUCACCAACCAGAUCAUCCUCUGAGGGGGGCUGCCUGAAGUUCCCCCCAACUCUGAUCCGCUCCCCUUGAGGCUCCUGCCUGCAUGGCCAGCCUCUGUCCAGGAGGGACCGGAGGAAGCCAGCCAGGCUCUUCCCACGCACAUGCACGCGGGGAGCAAUGUGGGUGGCCGGGGUACUGGUGGCCUCCCUCUCCAAUCCCUAAUAAACCCGGGUGAACCUUGGA
Physeter macrocephalus (sperm whale) is the source of this 1804-nucleotide messenger RNA. It is a transcript of the gene GMPPA, whose product is annotated as GDP-mannose pyrophosphorylase A. NCBI's taxonomy places the organism in Eukaryota, Metazoa, Chordata, Mammalia, Artiodactyla, Physeteridae. Gene Ontology annotation, biological process: biosynthetic process. Gene Ontology annotation, molecular function: transferase activity. The record is from RefSeq and is a predicted model, not a curated record. Gene Ontology annotation, cellular component: cytoplasm. The transcript is spliced from 13 exons. Bases 256 to 1605 code for a protein of 449 amino acids.